AUGCACAGGGCUAGUACUAAUCCGAGCUCCACCUCCAAACGUCAAGUGGUCCCUCGCCCAGAACGAAUCGACCUUGGAAACGGGUUGGUCAUGCGAUGGUCAACUGCAGACGAUAAAGACGCCGUGGCCGAGUGUCUCGCCAAGUCUUUUCAGUUUGAGAACAUGGGACGCCAUGUUCCUGAGGGCCAACUUCCAGGCAAGAACGAAUAUGUCAUCGCAUUAACUGGACGACUGAUGAGUGGAGAGCACCCACACAUGUCCGAGUACGAUUUCGCCCUGGUCGAAGACAACACCGUCCUCCACGCACUCAAACCAGAACAAUCUCCAAGACCCCUCGUCGUCGCUGUGACAUGUCUAUUGUUGGCCUCUGGCUACUUUGGAUCUGUCGACAUGGACUGGGGCAUGCCUGGGGCUGUUGGUACACUCCCUGCAUAUCGCAGUCGAGGUUUGGUGAGGAGGUUGUUCUUGGAUCUGAUUCAUCCUGCAGCAGACGCCCGUGGUGACUUAAUGCUCUUUAUCCCUGGUAUCCCUUAUUUCUACAAGCAGUUCGGGUAUGAGAACGCGGUGCCUGCAAAGUCGAGUCGACUCCUCAAGAAUAUUGCCACUCUCUACCCUAUGGACAAAAAACGGCCUCGCUUCGUUCUCAGAGAGGCCACAUCCUCUGACAUUCCAUACCUCAUCCAUCUCAGCCAACCCAACCACCUCUUCUCCAAAGCCGAGCUGGGCACCCGUUACGACCAGGCAUUCUGGAAGUUUGUCGUCGAGACCCUCUCGCGCAAGAACAUCUCCGCUCACCACGAUGCACACCAUCACGCUGCAAUUUUAGUCGACUCCACGACCUCAAAAGAUGUCGGCAUCUCACUGACAUGCAUGCAUGAUGAUGCUUGGAACUGGAAAGUGUUUACUUUGGACCUUGAGGACCAAACUGACGACGGCGACAGUGCAGUUACCUAUAGAGAGGCGAUGGCGUCGGUGUUGAUCCAGCUGAAGGAGUUUGACCGGCCCUACUAUGAAUGCUAUAGCGCCAAAAUCAACAAUGAUAUGUUGCCCCUGGAAUCCGAGACGACUCUCCGUACACGCGGCGAGUUCCCUGCACUCGAUUUCACCAACAUCGGUAUUGAUCUGUCUCCGGCCCACCCUGUGACCUUGCUGUUGGAUGCUCGCAUGCAGCUUGAACCUGCCAGAGACCCCUACCGAUUCUACACCCGGAUCCCUAGUCUGCCAAAGUUCCUGUUGAAGAUUGCGCCCGUGCUGGAGACGCGAUUGAAGGAGUCGGGUGUAUGGAGAGAUGUGAGUGUGAGGUUGCAGGUGGACUUUUAUCAGCGCCUGGAAGGGAUGAGUGGUCCUGGGUUAGAGAUGGUGGUGGAGAGAGGCAAGAUUGUAGGGGUGAUGGAUUGGAGGCCCAAGACUACUGAUCAGCUAGCCCGAGAGGCACUGGAGCAAUUCAAUCGCAAGCAAGCAGGAUUGAAGGAAGAGUUAAAAGAGGGAGAGUUGAUGUUGCAGGCUGGGUUUAGACCGCUGUCGUUCACGAGACUGGUGACGAGCUCGAUUUCUGUGGACGAGCUGUUGAAGCGCGAUACGGAAAAUUAUGUGGGCCAGGGCGAGGCCAGGCUGUUGCUUGAUGUGUUGUUCCCGGCGAUGGAUGAGUUCCACCUUGAUCUCAUGUGGUCUUAG
Molecule: messenger RNA, 1674 nt
Organism: Linnemannia hyalina
Lineage: Eukaryota; Fungi; Mortierellomycota; Mortierellomycetes; Mortierellales; Mortierellaceae
Source: the annotation of a GenBank genome assembly